AUGAGACCAUUACUGUCGACGACGACGAGACGCGCGACGAGAGUCACGCUCGCAAUCGCCGCGAUUGGGUUACUCUCCCGCUCGGCGUUUUUGAAAUACUGGAUCGAGUACCAUCUUCAAGAAGAAGAAGAAGAAGAAGCGAAGAAGGAAUUGGCGAACGGAGAGACAGAGGAAAAGCUGACUCGGAUGAAAAGACGUCAAAGAAGAAGGCGGAGAAGGCGAAGGAAAAGAAAGACGAACGUGGACGAGGAGACGGAGGAGGAGGAGAGCAACCAGUCGUCGUCGGAAAAUUCUUCGUUUUCCUCGUUUUCUUCCGACGACGGUUCGUCCUCUUCCUCGGAGUACUCCUCCGCCGAGGACGACGAGUCGUCUUUCGCGUUGGCGAGAGAAGACGCUCUCGGCGGCGGGGAGACGAAAACGCCGAAACGGUUAGCAGCGACGACACCGCGGUUAGCGAAUACUAAUAAUACGAAAAAUGCAUCAUCUCGAAGCAACAGCGAGGACGAAAACUUCGAAACGCCGGUUGGGACGCCGAGAGCAGUGAAACGAGGCGCGACCAUGGAUAGGAUUAAAGAGGAGUGGAAGAAAGAAGGGAAAGAGAGCGGCAGUCACUUUGAGAGUUCGGACGCUUCGCAGACGAGUUUGUUCGAGUAUCGAAGAGCGGAAUCGGAAGGCGAUCGAGGGGAGAGUCGGAGUGGUCCGGGGGAGUAUUUAUCGCACACGACCGAUCCAAACUUUUUCGCCUCGACGAAGUUUUUCGCGUGUUUAGAGCUCGAAGAGUCGAGGGAACUGUUUGGAAUGAGCGAAGAGAUUGAGAUUGGCGCGAACCAGGUGCUCUUUCGGCAAGGCGAUGAAAGCCGGGACGGAAUUUAUGUCGUCGUUGAAGGUCAACUCGGGGUGUACGUGCAAUCAACGAACACGCGCAGUGGCGGCAGCGGCGGUGGCGACGGAAGCGCAUCGUCGCUGGUGAAAUCUUCGUCCAAGUCGAGCAGUCAUCAUCAUCAUCAUUCGGUGAAAGAUAUCCGGCGUUCGUUCGAUAGAGCCGGAUCACCUGGGUUGCCGAAUAUGGGGAGGAAUCAACAAGCCAGUCGAAUGAGUCGAGCAAACAGCUCGACGUCGCAUUCGAGAACAUCUUUGGAUAAAGAGCGUUCACAGACACCACCGAUGGGCGGCAUUCGCGCUGCCUCUCCGCUUCCUCCAAAAUCAUUUAGCAUAGGUCCGGCGCAUUUGACGAACAUCUUGAAUAAAGGCGAAUCUGUCGGUGACGUGGACGUUUUAGAUUCCGCGAGGCGGUCCGUCUCGUGCGUGGCGAUGAAGAACGGAGCGAAACUAGUUCGCAUUCGUCAAGACGUUUUGUUCGCGUUCAUUAGAAAGCACCCGAGAACGAUUCAGGUUUAUUUAGAACAAGCCAUCGCUCGAUUGUGGCGAGUCGCGAGAUUUACUUUGAGAGAUUUUCUCGAAUUGCCAAGAGACGAAGGCGACGCGGAGUAUUUAAGUCCCGGAGCAGAGGAUUGUUUGGUGUUGAAACCGAAGCCACCGAUGAUGCGCGCGCAGACUUCACACGAGAAGUUUUUUGAACAAAGCUCAGAUGAUGUUGAGAACGGAGGGUCGUUCCCGUCGACCGUUUCGGAGUCUUCUAAUUCGUUGGACGACGGUGCGAAAUCAAUUAACACGACGGAAACGCCCGAAGACGCCAAUCCAACGAACAAACUGUUAGUGAAUUACCAGGAAGAAUUAGAAAAAUACGCGGGCGGUAGAAAAACACUCUUGGCGAACGAGGUGUUCAUCACCCAACGCGAUAGUCAAACGAACGCGUAUUUCAUUCUUUUAUCCGGGACGAUGCGACGCGACGCGGUGCCAUGGCCCGAAGGCGACGGCGUCAUCGGUCCGGAAUUGAAAGCACCUCGUUUGGUUGGCGCGGCGCACGCAAUAACCGGUGCUAAGUUUGACGAAACCGUUCGUUGUUGCACGGAUUGUGAGAUUUUGUUGAUCACGCCGACGGUAUUACACACGUUGUGCGUUCACGCGCCAGAUGCGUUCAUUGCGUUACAAUUAGCGGCCUCGUGUUCUCUAAACAGGGCCAUUCGCGCUUUCAUCGCGGCUGGCUUAAAUCGCCAGUGGCUUUCUGCCGGUGACCAAGCGUUUCGUUCGGGCGUAGACGCGACGUCUAUGUACCUUGUCAUCUCCGGUCGCGUGUCUAUUUACAACGUCGCGUUAGGCGCCAUGCGGUACCGAAGUCGAGGCGAAACUAUCGGAGACGCGGCGAUGUUGUCGCAAACUGCGCACACAUCUACGGCCAUAUGCACUCGCGAUUGCGAAUUAGUGCGAAUGUCUCGGGCGAGCGUGCAAAUUAUAUCGGCCAAAUAUCCCGAAGUCGCCGGAAGAUUGUUAGAACACGUCGCUCGAAAGUUGGAAAUCAACCAGCGCGAUUUGAAAACCGGCGAACGAUAUCGUCCGGAAAUCGUGACCAUCGCCAUCGUUCCCGCGACAGACGCCGUGCAAACGACAAAGUUACCGAAAUUUGCCGCAAAGUUGAGAAACGCGUUGGAGAGGUUAGGCAAAGGGUCCGCGUUCAUUUUGGACGAAAAAGCCGCGGAAGAGGUUGUGCCGGAAGGCUUUCGUCGCGUAGAGACGGCAUUUUAUCGGUCCAAGUUAACGAGCUGGAUGACAAGAAUCGAAGAAGAACACCGAUUUGUUUUGUUCGUUGGCGAUAGAAGUGGGCAGAACGCGAGUAAUCGAUCGUCGUCGUCGAGUGGGUGGUCGAGAGUGUGCGUAUCUCAAGCCGAUUUAGUGUUGGUUGUCGCCGAAGGCGGCGCGGCGGCGUCGUUCGCGCCUUCCUCUUCCAUGCUUGAGAUGCAAUCGCAGUCAACUGGUAUGAGCGGUAAUAACGAAUACAAUACCAAUACUGGAAAUGUAUUCAUCGGUAACGGCGUCGAUCCAUCCCCAGCUGAGGCCAGGUUACUUUGGAAACGUCGUAAAAAGCGAAUCGUUCCGGUACCGUCAGCCUCCGAGGAGGAUUUUUUAAAUUACCAUAAAAUUACCAGUAAGAAAAAGAUACACCACCGACGCCAGCACAGCUACAGCAGCGACGCGAUGAAGCAAAAGAGCGACGAGAAUUUUGUCGAGAUUGAUAAUAAAAAUACCGCGAUUUUAGCGCAAAUCGAGUUGGUCUUAUUACACGCGAAAGGCGAAUCGCCGAAAAAUACGCGUAGAUUUUACGCCAACAGACCAGGUUUGCGCCGACACCAUCACUGCCGGUUGAGUUCCUACUCGGAUGCAGACGUCGAUCGAAUCGCAAGACAUAUCGCUGGUUGUGGCGUUGGCGUUGUCUUGGCCGGUGGCGGUGGUCACGGAUUAGCGCACUUGGGCGCGUUGAAAGCUCUCGAGGAUGAAGGCGUACCAGUCGAUGCCAUCGGUGGCGCGUCGCAAGGCACGUUAACUGCUGCACUUUACGCUCGAACGGCAAAUUCAACCGUCGUGAGCGCGCGAGUUCGAAAACUUGCAUCUUUGAUUGCCUCUCCUCGACGACUUCUAACCGAUUUAACGCCUCCGUUCCUCUCCAUCUUAACCGGCGAAACUAUCGACAAAUCCAUCAGAGAUAUGUUCGGCGAAAAGAUUGAAAUUGAAGACUUAUGGAUUCCGUUCUUCUGUUGCGCGACAAAUUUAACCACCGGUAAGUUGGUCUCGUGCACAUCCGGGACGGUGUGGCGGUACGCCCGAGCGUCGAUGUCCGUGCUCGGUUUCUUACCGCCUAUUGCGGAUGAGAUUACCGGAGAUUUGCUCGUCGACGGCGCGUACUUAAAUCCGGUCCCGGUGGACGUGUUGCGUAAAUUAUCGCGCGUGGAGUCGACGAUUGUUGUUGACGUGGAAGAUGAACACUACGCCGCGUUCAGAUCGUUGACGGCAAGAGAUGGUGGACUAGGCGGAUGGCGUUUACUCUGGGAACGCGUGAGCCCGUUCGCGCAGGCAGAAAAGCUUUGGCAGUCGAUCAAGAGUGGUAAGCGAGGGAACAAAUCCUCUUCGGAAUCGUUCAACGCGUAUUCGACGUCUUCGUCGGAAUCAGAAUCAGAUUCCUCUUCCUCGGAUGUUGAUGGAGGCAACACGAGAGGAGGUUCGACCCCCGCGCGAAGGAAAGGAGGAAAAUCAACAAAGAAGAAUAAGAAGAAUAAGAAAAGAUCUGUCUCGACUGCGACUACAAACGCCGCGCCGAACUACGCGACUCUUCUCGGCGCGUUACUCCGGGCCACCUCGCGACGCGAAGUUGCAGAAGCUGCAAAAGCGUGCGAGAUUGACGUUUACUUGCGUCCACCGGGAGUGCCUCCGUUCACCUUUCACACCGGUUUAACCGACAAGCGCACGGACGAUUUAAUACGACGCGCGCGAUUUAAAGCCGCCGAAGUCAUACGCAAGUGGCAAGAAACCAAACGCAUCGCGAUGAAAGACGACACGGAAAACACGUCGAUACAAGCGACGUCUUACUACGGCUUUUACUCGUCCACGACGCAAAAUUCGCAAGGAAGAUUAUCUGCCAUGCAGCCAAUCGUGACGACUUCUCCGCGAGGCGAAAGUCACGUCGCCCAAACUCCUCCGCGAGUUCCUUUCCACCCUUCUGCGAUGCAAACGCCGACAUUACACCCGUCACCUGCAACCACCGACUCUCCGCGUGGGCAGUAUCGACGCGCCUCGUUCGAGGACGUCGACGGCGAGGUCGACAGCGGCGUCGCCAUCGUCAGCGAACGCGCGUUCUUGAAACCCGCAAAAACGAAGGAGGACGAAGAAGCGGAAAGAACGGAAGAUAAAAAAAAGAGCAUCACUCCGGCUCGGCAAAUCAUCGACGGUAAAGCAAUCGUAAAACUCAGUGGUACCACCAACUUCGACGAAAAAGAACACGACGACGUUUUGGGGAAGAAGAAGACUUUGGCGGGAAAGUCGUCGUCAAAGUUGGAGACUGUGUAG
Bathycoccus prasinos is the source of this 4956-nucleotide messenger RNA. RefSeq lists its product with no specific name. The record is from RefSeq and is a predicted model, not a curated record. The transcript has a single exon. Gene Ontology annotation, biological process: lipid metabolic process. Lineage: Eukaryota; Viridiplantae; Chlorophyta; Mamiellophyceae; Mamiellales; Bathycoccaceae. Bases 1 to 4956 code for a protein of 1651 amino acids.